Messenger RNA from Gongylonema pulchrum, 327 nucleotides. Lineage: Eukaryota; Metazoa; Nematoda; Chromadorea; Rhabditida; Gongylonematidae. The record is from the annotation of a GenBank genome assembly.
CGUUUCACUGUCGCAACUGUGAUUUCUUGCGAUUUGCUUCUGGCAGAUACAGUUAUGUCUGAAGAAGUGCAAUAUCCGAUGGAAGUGAACAAUGGGCGUUCUGGUUAUUGUAACGAGUACACAGAUGGCAUUAAUGACGGAGAAAUAAGCGAAGCGAUGGAUGUACAAUCGAAUCCGAAUCCAUUUGAAAUGCUGUUUGAUGCACCGCAAGCAGAAAUGACGUCUGUGGUACAUGAAGUGCCGACAGGUGCAGCAAAACGACUGCUUUUGAUCGAUGCAGCAAAUAUUUUGCAUUCGACAACUUCCAGCAGUGCUCAGGAAGCGUAA